Macrosiphum euphorbiae (potato aphid) is the source of this 336-nucleotide messenger RNA. Lineage: Eukaryota; Metazoa; Arthropoda; Insecta; Hemiptera; Aphididae. The record is from the annotation of a GenBank genome assembly.
AUGGAAAGUGAUGAAGAACUUGUCAUUAUUACUUUGUUAUUAGAUGAAGAAGAAAGUAGAGGAAAUAAGAGAAAACAUAGAAUGUGGAUACAUGACAUAUUCAAAAAAAGGUCACAAUUUGGAGAAUAUCAUACACUGUUUACUGAUUUGCUCAACGACGAUGUAAAAUUCUUCCAGUAUUUUCGUAUGUCUCAUGCCAAAUUCACAACUCUUCUUGACAUCUUACGUCCUCAUAUAUUAAGACAGAAUACAACAUACAGAGAGGCCAUAGAACCAGAACAAAAACUUGCUGUGUGUUUAAGGUAUGUAUUAAAAACAAUUAGUUUUAAAUAUUAA